Molecule: messenger RNA, 1272 nt
Organism: Magnolia sinica
Lineage: Eukaryota; Viridiplantae; Streptophyta; Magnoliopsida; Magnoliales; Magnoliaceae
Product: probable disease resistance protein At1g61300
Exons: 2
Coding region: 1-1272 (423 amino acids)
Biological process (GO): defense response to other organism
Molecular function (GO): ADP binding
Source: RefSeq, a predicted model, not a curated record
AUGAACUGUCAAAAAAAGUUUGAAGUGGAGGUUCUUACAAGGGAAGAAGCAUGGGAAUUGUUCAAGGAAAUGCUUGGGACUAAUGUUGUAUUUUCUCCCGAAGUAGAACAGAUUGCAAAGCUUGUAAUUGAAGAAUGUGGUGGUUUGCCGCUUGGAAUAAUCACAAUAGCAAGUGCAAUGAGAGAAAAAGACGACGUUAGAGAAUGGAGAAAUGCAUUAGAGGAGUUAAAAUGCUCAACGAUGGAGAUUGAAGGCAUGGAUGAUCAGCCUUUUCCAAUUUUAAAAUUUAGUUAUGAUCGACUAAAAUCUGAGAGGAUUCAAUCUUGCUUCUUGUAUUGUGCUUUGUAUCCAGAGGACUAUGCAUUCGAUGAUGAAGAGCUGGUGAAGUAUUGGAUAGCAGAAGGAUUGAUAGAGGAUAUGGGAUAUUGGGAAAAGGAACAAGACAAAGGCCGCAUAAUAUUGAAUGGACUAAUAGAUGUAUGUAUGUUGGUAAGGAAGUUUGUAGAUAGUAUAGUAAUGCAUGAUUUAAUCAGAGAUUUGGCCAUCGAAAUUACAAGGAAGAGGCCUCGGUUUGUGGUCAAAGCUAGGAUAGGGAUAAGGGGAUCAAUUGGUGUACAAGAAUUUAUUGAAGAGGUUGAAAAAAUCUCAUUAAUGAGAAAUCAAAUUGAAAUGAUUUCAGGUGAACCUAACUGCCCAAAACUCUCCACAUUGUUGUUGCAGGAGAACCCUCUCUCAGGUAACAUUUCUCAUAAGUUCUUCAAUCACAUGAACGGCCUCAGAGUUCUUGACCUUUCUAAGACUGGUAUUGAGUAUCUGCCAGAAUCAGUUUCCAACUUGGAGAACCUGCAUAUUAACGCAGGGGAGGACGUGAGCUGUGAGAGGUUAAGGGAGGUGCCGUCCUUAGCAAAGCUGAAGCGUCUAAGGUUUUUGAACCUAAAUGACACUGGCAUCAAAGAAGUGCCAGAUGGGAUGGAAUGUUUGGUUAACCUCAAAGAGUUUUAUGUUUCAUCUGCUGAAGAGACAAAUAAGAUAAAUGCUGGUGGUUGCAAUUCCUUAAUGCUUACUGAUAGUAUUAUCAAUCUGAAAAUGGAGAGAUGCGAUCUGUCAAGCUUACACUGCCUGUCUCGCUUGCAACACUUGCAGUCAUGUGACAUCUUGGAGUGUAGCAUGAAGUGGUUGUUGCCGAUAGGAGACAACAGCACCAUAAUUCCGUCUUUACCCUCAAGACUGUCUGGAUCUAAUGGAUCUUCCGAAUUUAAGGGGUCUGUGUGA